AUGAAGGCCAUAGUAUUGGCUGCUGCUGCAGCUUCUCUGCUAGCUCAACCCGCAUAUGCUGAAGGCAUGUACUCCAAGAACUCGCCCGUCCUCCAAGUAGAUGCAAAGAACUACGACAAGCUGAUAGCCAAGUCGAAUUAUCCAUCGCGCAGGUUCUACGCACCUUGGUGCGGCCACUGCAAGAACCUCAAGCCCGCGUACGAGAGGGCGGCCAAGUCGCUCUCCGGUCUUGCAAAGGUCGCCGCCGUGAAUUGCGACGAUGAGUCCAACAAGGCCUUCUGCGGUUCCAUGGGCGUACAAGGCUUCCCCACACUCAAGAUCGUCAAACCCGGCAACAAGCCCGGAAAGCCCUCCAUGGAGGAAUAUCAAGGCCAGCGGAGCGCGCAGGCAAUCGUAGACACAAUGGUAGACAAGAUACCGAACCACGUGAAAUGGGUCUCGGACAAGGGGUUGGAAGAGUGGUUGGCCGAGGGUAACGACACGGCGAAGGCAGUCCUGUUCACCGACAAGGGCACCAUCAGCGCGCUGCUGCGCUCGCUCGCCAUCGACUUCCUCGGCAGCAUCAGCGUCGCGCAGAUUAGGGACAAAGAGAAGAAUGCCGUGGAGCUCUUCGGCGUCUCCAAAUUCCCUACUCUCCUCGUCCUGCCCGGCGGCACCAAGGACGCCCUCGUCUACGACGGCGAAAUGAAGAAAGAGGCCAUGCUCACCUUCCUCUCACAAGUCGCGCCGCCGAAUCCCGAUUCCCCCGCCGCCGCCGCAACCUCCUCCAAACCCAAAUCUUCCUCCACAGACAAGGAAUCUGCCUCCAGCGCCUCCAGCGCCUUCUCCAAAGCAUCCGCCUCCCACGCCUCCGCCGAAAGCGACGCCAACAAAGCAACCGCUACAUCUGAGACCCUCGAAGACGCCACUCCCCCCACCGAAUCCCCCGACCCGAACAUCGUGACCGACGACACGCAAAAACCCGUUGCCAUUCCCCAGGGUCCCCCCAUGCUCGAGAUGCUCGAGACCGAGGCUGCGCUCAACAAGGCGUGUCUGGCCAAGAAAUCCCACACCUGCAUCCUCGCCCUGCUGCCCACCAGGCCGAAUCCGGAGGAAGAUCCGCUGCUACCGCUAACCGCACGGACCGCGCUAGCGAGUCUGGGACACGUGAGCAGUAAGCAUCACACCAAGGGUCAAAAGGGCGGGCUGUUCCCGUUCUAUGCCGUGCCGGCCGCGAACGAGGGCGCAGAGAAGCUGCGCAACGCGCUGGGGCUCAAGGGAGAUGCAGACGUGGAGCUGGUGGCGACGAAUGCGAAGAGGGGAUGGUUUAAGCGGUUCGAGGGGAGCGAUUACGGGAUGGAUGCUGUGGAGGCGUGGGUGGAUGCUAUCCGCAUGGGCGAAGGGAAGAAGGGGGUGCUGCCGGAGGGUGUUAUUGUGGAGGAGGUGGCGGAGGAGCUGUCGAGUGAGGAGGCGGAGCCGGUCAAGGUCAAUAUCGAGGACUUGAAGAGUGGUAUGGGGGAUUGGCCGGUCGAGAUCGAGGUUGAGGAGGUGCAUGAUGAGUUGUAG
This is a messenger RNA of Coniosporium apollinis CBS 100218, 1545 nucleotides long. RefSeq lists its product as uncharacterized. Gene Ontology annotation, cellular component: endoplasmic reticulum lumen. The transcript is spliced from 2 exons. Gene Ontology annotation, molecular function: protein-disulfide reductase activity; protein disulfide isomerase activity. Lineage: Eukaryota; Fungi; Ascomycota; Dothideomycetes. Gene Ontology annotation, biological process: response to endoplasmic reticulum stress. The coding region runs from base 1 to 1545 and encodes 514 amino acids. The record is from RefSeq and is a predicted model, not a curated record.